UUAUGUGUAUGUGAACAAUAACAUUUGAUUUGACGUUAAAUUGGACAAAAGCUGUAUCCCAUCUAGACAUCAACCCACUUUUGAAGGCAAUGUUUCUGUGUUCGCGGAUUCUGCAAUUGAAAAUGAGUCCAGACUUAAUCGAGGCCUAAGAACUUUUAGACAUUAUGGCUUGAACAUUCCAUUCUGAAUGACAAAGAAAGAAAUAUGGAGAGCAGAUGUGUUAGACUGAAUUGUUCCUUUUAAUAGUGGGUACUUAGAACAUGUAUGGUUUGGAGGCCUAUUGCAGAGUCAUCAUGUAUUGUCUAUAAACACCAUGCACAACAUAUAGGCUAUACAGACUGAGGGCAGGUAAUCAGGUAAUGAUGUUAUUAGUGAGUAGCUAUCUGUACAAUCUGCUGUGCUAAGAGAAGACAGUCACUUGUGUGACUGUGGCAGAAUGAUUACAGACAACAGAUUCACAAUUCCAUACACAUUCCUUACGAAGGGCUUUAUUAUGCAUUAUGUUCCAUAUGACAUGGCCUUCUACCAUCAUACUCUGUGUAUGAGUACUGAGUAGUGUGGGACUUGGUCUAUAAUAAUCACGGGAGUGAGGUAAUUCACUGGGGCCAUCUAGUGGUCAUCUCAGUAUCAGCUGGUGUAAUCAGCGAUGAAACUGGAGCAAAUAAGUUCCUAAAGUGAAAAUCUUCUUAACCUGUGAUCCAACAGUGGUGAGUUGCUAUAGUGAUUUGUGUUUUGUUAGGGCUUCUAAUGCUUCCGUUUCUGAUAAAGAUGAAAAAACGUAGUGAUGCUGUUCUUUCUUUACUUACAGAUACUAUGGAACUCUCUGAUGCUUUGUGUGGCUGUCCGUCCUCUGGUUCUACCCCCCAGGGAAGCAACAGUAUCUGGCCCAGUCAACAGCAACCAGGGGGUCCAGUCUGGCCGACACAGCCCAGCCAACAGCCCACCCAACCCCAACCCCCAUCCUGCUGGCCUGAGCAGCCCAGCAUCCCCUGCUGGCCUGGUCCUCAAUCAUCCCAACCAGCCCCAGCUCAACCUCAGGCCAUGCCUUGCUUUCCUGGGAACCCGAACACCCCCUGCUGGCCUGGGCAACAGCCAUCCCAACAAGCCCCAGGUCCGGCCCAAAACUGGCCUGGGCCACAGCCAUCACAACCAUCCCCAGCUCCAGCCCAAAACUGGAACUGGCCUGGUCCUCAACCACAACAUACCCAUCCAGCCCCAACCCAUCCCUGCCAGCCAUGCUGGCCUGGACCCCAGCCCCAGCCUCCCCAAUUACAGCCCCAGCCUACACCCCAGCCUUAUCAACCUCCAGCCUCAAUUCAAGCCCAGGCCCAGGGCCCCAGCCAGCCCAGUCCCCCAGGGUGGCCAGUCCCAGGCUUUAACCCAGGCGUUAACCCAGGGUCUGGAUGGCCAUUCGGCCCUGGUCAGGACCCAGGUGUACAAUCUAGUUGGCCUGAUCAGGACCCAGGUGGCUUCCCACCUGCUACACAGUGGAAUCCGACACCAACUGGACAGAAUGUGCCCUACAAACUGAACCUACAAAGAGGCAUCUACGACAAGAUGAUGCUCACCAUCAUGGGCCAGGUCAAACCAAACGCUAAGCAGUUCACAGUGAACUUUCUGCGAGGUAAUGACAUCGCCUUCCACCUCAACACUCGGUUCAAUGAGGGGGGCAAGCAGGCAGUGGUGAGGAACCACAAGAUGGGAGAGCACUGGGGGAAGGAGGAGAGGCACACACAGGGAGGCUUCCCCUUCAUGGCCGGUCAGUCCUUCGAGAUGAAGAUUUUGGUUACGUCUGGCGAGUUUAAGGUGGCUGUGAACGGAACUCAGCUGUUUGAGUUCAAACACCGCGUCAGAGAACUCAACCAGAUCGAUCGCAUCAACAUCCUCCAUGAUGUCAUCCUCACCUCUGUCAAUGUAGACACGAUACCAUGACAACCAUACAUAUGACAUCCCUAUAUUAUACAACACUCAGCAUAGGCUACAUGCAUAACAUAGUAUCAAUCUGCAGUUAUAGUCUUUGCAACUUUUUUAUGAUGAUGGUGAUGAUGAUUAUGAUGGUGAUAAUGGUGAUGAUGAUUAAGAUGGUGAUAAUGGUGAUGAUGAUUAUGAUGGUGAUAAUGGUGAGGAGCUGCAAACAUAAUACUGCAUUAAUACCCACUAACUCCACAAAAAAACAAAUGUGUGUAAUUUACAAGGUAUGAAGGACUAAGAAUUAAGCAAUGCCAUUUCAUUUAAAUGUGUAUAAUAUUUUAUAUCUAUUUUCUGUUGAACGUCUAUGUAAAUAAACAUACUUUAUGCUUA
Messenger RNA from Oncorhynchus tshawytscha (Chinook salmon), 2301 nucleotides. Its product is annotated as galectin-3-like. Lineage: Eukaryota; Metazoa; Chordata; Actinopteri; Salmoniformes; Salmonidae. Gene Ontology annotation, cellular component: nucleus; immunological synapse. The record is from RefSeq and is a predicted model, not a curated record. Bases 748 to 1932 code for a protein of 394 amino acids. Gene Ontology annotation, biological process: positive regulation of calcium ion import; macrophage chemotaxis; negative regulation of endocytosis. The transcript is spliced from 5 exons. Gene Ontology annotation, molecular function: carbohydrate binding; IgE binding; laminin binding.